Messenger RNA from Drosophila elegans, 4645 nucleotides. RefSeq names its product phosphatidylinositol phosphatase PTPRQ (gene Ptp52F). The transcript has 18 exons. The coding region runs from base 163 to 4485 and encodes 1440 amino acids. Gene Ontology annotation, biological process: protein dephosphorylation. The record is from RefSeq and is a predicted model, not a curated record. Lineage: Eukaryota; Metazoa; Arthropoda; Insecta; Diptera; Drosophilidae. Gene Ontology annotation, molecular function: protein binding; protein tyrosine phosphatase activity.
ACUAACGCUCAGCGGAAACGGUUAUAAUUACUAAUAUUCGGGCGAUACUUUCGUUCUCAAACAAGUGCCCAAACGUUCGCGGUCUCGCGCUCCCCUGGAAAGGCAAUCAAAACACCCACGAUCUCAAUCACUCCACCUCAACUGAAGCAAUGAGGCCCUAAGAUGGACAUACGAUAUUGGAAGUCAACGUUUAAGGUUUGCGGGCUGAUCCUAACCCUGUGGAUCGCUUGGGUCCAAGGACAAACCGAUCUUCCGGCGAUUUUAGUGAGUGAGGGUCAGGAACUAGCCGAUAAGGUGGAGGUGAAUGUUGUUCCUACGGCCUAUACGCUGCGUUUCAGCAUUGCAGAUGAGACGGAAUAUUCCAUAGAUGGAAUCACCUGUCGCAAUGGAUCCGGAACGGAGACCAAGGCCAACGAGGAUCACGUGUGCGAAAAACUUAAUCCCUGCACUUUCUAUACGUGCGUGGUUUCAUUCCGGUCAAACUCUGAAAAUCGUCCACCGUCUGAUCAAACGAUCUAUACCUACACCGAAUAUAAACAGCCCAGGACCACAUUAAACUCGGUGGUGGCCACUGCGAACACAAUCAAGGUGACAUGGCAGACGAACGACCGCGCCUGCGUCAAUUCCUUCAAGAUCACGGCCAAGUGGGCGGAGUCCUCGAAGAGCAUUGAGCAGCUGAGCGACAAGAACACCUGCACGUUCGAGGAGCUGAACGCCUGUCUGACGCACACAGUCACGCUGGAGACGCGUAACAAUGCCAGCGUCGUGGUGGAUACGGCCAACAGCACCGUGGACACCGACUACUCGGAACCCGGAGAUCUCGCCAUGAAUGUGGCGAACCUCCCGAGUGGAAUCACCAUAGUCACAUGGGGCGAUCCCAGCGAAAAGAACUGCAUCCGGAAUUACCUCUUUAAGUGGCGCCGAGAUGAGUGCGGAAAGGAUCAAACUCUGGACACCACCACGGAAGAACCCAGUAGGGAGACAUCGCCCGAGAUGGAUUCCAUCACCGCAACCACAACGGAGCUGGAGACUACCACCCCGGAACAGCCAAACGAUGAUGUUCAGUGCGAAUGGAGUGCCGAUUCUGCCGAUGGCAAACUCAGGGAAUAUCUUUUAACAGAUCUCCAAGGAUGUGAGCCGUACACUUUCCAAGUGUUUAUCAAUGACAACAACACCGCCAAGGCUUCCCAGCAAUUCAUAUCGGCCGAAAAGAUGGUCAGUGCUGUGUAUGAACCCACUCACACUGCGGACUCCACCCAGUUGCAUUGGACUUGGUCGGAGCCCCAAGAUCAUCCCAGAUGUGUGGCCAACUACAGUGUUAAGCUGACGGGACCAACCCAAAGAUCGGUUAACCAAACCUUCGAGUUGGUGACCCAAGAUAGGUUUGCCAGUUUCGAGAACCUAGAUCCUUGCGGGCUGUACAUAGUGGAGAUUGUGCCCACGCAGCUGAAUGGUAGCUCCGGGGUCAGGUUUCAGGAAGAGAGCACCGUUGGGGAGGAUCAACCCACGCAAAUCCUGGAGCCCGUGGUGGAGCCCAGUGCCUACUCCAUAGAGGUGAGUUGGCAAACUCCAGCCUACGCUGAUCUCUGCAUCGAUGGCUACCGCCUGUCCGGCUGGAUGGAGGAUGACAAGCUGGUCGAGGUGGAGGCCCUCAGUUCGAGUACCCAGAACACCACUGUGGUCUUCGACAAGAAUCUUCUGGCCUGUCAGGUGUACAUCAUCCAGAUCAUUCCAUACACCAGGGAAAGUCUCGACGGCGAGCUGAGGCAGAUUGAAGUGGAGACCAAAGCAGCCAUUGUGGAUCACACCAAGGUCAAACUGGAUAUGAAGCGAGCUGGCUCGGAAUUUCUGGAGUUAAUCGCCUUCAAUACAGACUACAACAACACCUGUCCUACGAUCUUUGCGCUUUUUAGGUGCAACACCACCUCCCAGGUGCGUCAUCCGUAUUCGGAGCGAUAUGUGGAGGGACACAGCAAACAAGGAUUCAAUGCCACUCUGAACCCACUUUCCCCAUACACCAACUACUUCUGCAGUGUGGUUCUUUACAACGUGGCUGGACCUUCAAACACAGUGACCACGACUGGUCUGCAGACCACAACGUUCUUUCCCGAGGAGCCGGAGAACGUCCAGCUGAACGACAGCACCCAUAGCAGCCUACUUUUUAGCUGGCAGCCACCCACCUACAUGAACGGACCCAUCAAAUAUUACCAGGCCUUCCUCAUGGGCCACGAGCCCAGUUACUUUGUGCCCGAGGACUGUUCCGAGAUCGCCCACGACACCAAGUCGGAGACCAAGGGUGAACUCAAUGUCAACUUCACGGGUCUGGCCCCAGCGAUGCGGUACAUGAUGCAGGUGGCUGCUCAGAACGAUUUCGGAAUGGGAAAGUACACUGUCCCCGUAAUUGGCACCACCAAGCCCUCAGUUUCCGACAAAGUGACCCAGCUGACCGUAACGCCACAGGGUCCGGAGAAGGACAACACCCAGUACGGAGCCAAUGUGACUGUCACGUGGAAGGUGCCCUGCAAGUCGAACGGCGACAUCGAGUACUUCCAGCUGGGCUUCAGCGGAGUGCGGGAAAAAUUCGAGCCUGUGGCAUUCCAACGCAGGGUGGAGAUGGACCCGUACAAUCGCCGGGGAAGGAUGUCCUACACGGAGACGGAAAUGCAGCCGCAAUACAACUACACAGUCGAAGUGGCUGUCAAGAAUCGGGAUGUGAAUCAGCUCAGUGGUAGUGUGGCGGGUGCUUGGCAAUCUCCGGCGGGAUUACCCACCGCUCCGAGUCAAGAACUGAUCAAGCAAAUGCGCGCCAACGUGGACGAGACAAACCAACCGACGAAAACGGCAGUGGUUCGACUUCCGGCGGAAAUAAUGACUUCAGAAUCCGGAGAAAUAACAUACAUGGCACUGUUGCUCUCGCAGAAGAACUGUGCGGGAGUCCCGUCCCUACAAUACGAUGUCACCAGGGACAGCGACUGGCCGGAUGUCUUGAGUUACCAGACUGCAGGAGCCGACGGUUCCGGGGAUUGUAGGCUACAGUACCAGACCACGGAGAAAAAGUGGCGUCCGGAGCCCGUUCUUCGUCAGCGAAGUAGCGUGGAUGUGGACACGACCGAGGAAAUAGUGUUCACCAUAGGCGUGGACAAGUGCUCGGAGGUGCACAAGGAGUACUGCAAUGGACCACUGCUGCCCGAUACGGACUACAAUGUGGUGGUACGACUGUUCACCUCCUCCGGUUACAGCGAUGCCGCCGUGCUGAAUUUCAAAACCAAAGCGGCCAUUAAGGUGACGCUGAUCCUGGUCAGCGUUUGCUGUUGUCUCAUCUUGGCCUUCGUCAUCGGACUGGCCGUUCUGUGGGUGCGAAAGCGUUUGGCCUGGAAACGUGACUCCGGCCAGGGCAUCGAGGAUCCCUUUGGCAAUGUGAUUGCCAAGAACUUUGCCAUCUUCUAUGCGGAGGUGGCCAAGCCGGAGAAAUUGGCGCGGGAGUUCAAGGAGAUCACCGUUGUGGCCCUGGAAUUGAGUUUUUCUGCCUCGGAGUUGGGUUGCCACAAGAAUCGCUAUGCCGACAUAUACCCUUACGACAAGAAUCGUGUAAUCCUGGACAUAGAUGCUGAGGGAUCGGACUAUAUCAACGCCUCCUUUAUAGACGGUCACACGCGUAAAAAGGAGUACAUAGCUACCCAGGGACCGAAACCGGAGAGCGUAAUGGACUUUUGGCGCAUGAUCUUGCAGUACAACGUGCGGGUUAUUGUUCAGGUCACCCAGUUCCGCGAAGGCAACACGAUCAAGUGCCAUGAGUACUAUCCGUACAACAUGCGGGGAUUGGCAGUGACUGUGAAGUCCAAGGAGGUCUUCGAUCUGUACGAUCGCACCGAACUGACGGUUGUGCAUGACAAGUACGGCCUGAAGGAGAAAGUGGUGCAUUUCUACUUCAAGAAGUGGCCCGAUCACGGCUGCCCCGAGGACCCGAUGCACUUGAUCACCCUGGUGAAGAAGGUGAAGGCGGAACGGCGACCCAGCUACUCGCCCAUCGUCGUCCACUGCAGUGCGGGAGUGGGCAGGACGGGCACGUUUAUUGGCCUGGAUCUGAUCAUGCAGCGCCUGAAGAGCGAAUCGAAGAUCAACAUUUUCGAGACGGUCAAGAAGCUGCGCUUUCAGCGCAUGAAGAUGGUCCAGACGCAGCAGCAGUACACGUUCCUAUACGCCUGCACCUAUGAGCUGGUGAAACACAAGAUUCCCAGGGCCGCCUUGAAAAAUGGAGGACGUCCAAAAUCGGUGACUACACCAGCCGCCAUUUCCGCUCCUCCCAAGAAGGUGAGCUUUCCGGACGUGGAUGUGGGCAAUGGGGAUGCCUUCGUUGCAUAUGCUCCGAUGUCCGAUCUGGAGAACGGUGUGCCCACCCUGCAGCUGCCCGCUCGGUUUUCCGGCCUGCGGAGGAGUAGUCCACCGGGCGAAAACGAUGGCCCAACCACCAGCAGCAACAUGUGAAGCAUUUGUAUUAUACAAACAAAAUUAAGCAGCAAUAAUAGCCAAAGAAAAAUGUGUCUAAAGCAUAAAACGUCUAAAGUGGAGGGAAAAUUGUAUUUAAAAAAACUGUUUUGUACAUAUAUUUUAUUUAUAAAAAGUGCAUGUAUCAUCGUCAAAACUA